UCGGGCGACGUUUGCGUGAAUGAGAGGCGAGAAAACACCGUCCGUUCGCCCGUCCCUUGCGUCACGCUGCUAGCAUGUUUACGAAAUUAUUCGUUUUCACCGUUUAUCGACCAGCUGUGGUGACAUGAACCGUUUCGAAGAAUACAAGCCUGCAACGAAGAAGCGACAGCGUUGUUAGUGCGUCUCAGGAUGCCAUGCGACGAUGUGCAUCGCUGUUUUUAGUCAGUAACCGCGACUGGCAGCGCGUGAAGAAACGUCUUGUGCUCGGCCUUAACACAAGUUCCAUAUUGCGGUACAACACAGCUAACAACCAGCCGUGUGCUACUCCUGUCCCAGGCGGCGUGACACAUAGAGCAUGCUAACGUCGUCAUUUGCCGUGAGCUGUACCGCACAGAGUGGUUGGAUCUCGCCUCCUGGCUCUAAUUAACGCCUCACGCAAGACGUGGUAUUGGCUCCCGCCACUAGCUCUCUCAGUUAACAUGGAGCUCCGCCCUCUCAAAUAUCUCAUGGUCGCCGUGUUUUUUGUCUUCACGGCGACUCUGGUGUUCCUGCCUCUCAGUCUCUCGGACAAAAUUCGUCACGUGCGAGACCCAAGGCGGAGACAUGCCUACCAGACGGUUGUCUCACUAACAAGCUGCUUCGGCGGUGGCGUUUUCCUUGCUACAUGUCUACUGCAUCUGCUUCCUGAGGCACGCAGCCAGUUUAGUAAAGGCAUUGUGAACCAUUGGGAAAAUGCACCUGACUUCCCGUUUGUCGAGUUUCUCUGCAUCGGGGGCCUGCUGCUUGUCCUUGUUAUUGAGCAGGUGACACUGUUCUGGAAGGAAACUCAUGCUGCAAGGCUCACUUACUCUGCCCCGUCUCCAUUCGGCCGGGACACGCCUGUGGUGAACUAUGGCAGCCUCCAGCAGUCGGACUCGCAUGGCGACGGGCAUGUGCGCGGUGUGGCUGAUGACAUAGAAGAUGCAGAGGAGGAAGAGGGUAAUAUGGAAUCCAUCCAUGGAGACCCCAACUCCCACUCCAGCCUCCGGUCCAUAGUGCUCGUGAUGUCCCUCUCACUGCACUCAAUUUUCGAAGGUAUCGCUAUAGGCCUACAGCCAAAUGUGCAGCUGCUGUUACAGAUCCUGGCGGCCGUAUCCAUACACAAGAGCAUCUUGGCCGUUACCUUAGGACUCAACUUGGCGCACAGCCGGCUCGGACACUGCAGCAUUGUCACGAGUGCACUCGCCUUUUCACUCAUGGCUCCCCUUGGCAUGGUGCUUGCCAUACUCCUCAUGCAAGGUGACUCUGGUGAAGCAGCCCUGUUGAAUGGCAUUCUUCAAGGCUUGGCAUGUGGGACAUUCCUCUAUGUGACCUUCUUUGAGGUGCUGCCCCACGAAAUGAGCCACACGCAUAACAGGCUGCCAAAAGUGCUGUGCAUGGUAGUGGGUGUUGGUGCCAUCACCAUGCUGCUCUUGUCUCUUCCUCACUGAUCACAUAUCUUAUACUUGCCGUCUGCCGAUGAUGCUUGUGCUUGCCAAAGCUGUGCCUGUCCUUGCUUGGCUCUUUGCAGGCGACAGUAGUUCCUUUUGUUAUGUUGUUUAGACAGAACCUGCGCAGCACAUUUGAAAGUGCUGUUUCUAUUGAUUGGUACUAUUCUUAGUGAAUGGCCCUGACCUAUCGCUGAAUGCAUAAGCUACUAUCAACAAGAUAUUUGAACUUAUGUCAGCUAAUAUAUAUGCAACAUGAACACAGUGAAGUAAGUGGACCGGAAACUAAUGCUGUACUGCAUAGUGUGCUACUCUAUUCCAAGUUCAGCAAUGCGACUGCCUCUGAAUUCACAUCUCCAUUUUAAUAUUCAGAUGCCAUGCACAUAUGUCUUAAUAACAUGAAUAUGAAUAGUAAGAAGCAUUCAUCGCCACUUUGAAUGUCAUGUGCAGGUUAUCUCUUAUAACCACCAUAUUAAGAUGCCUUUUACAGUUUUCACCCAAGUAAGUCUAGUAUGCUGGUAGCAUUAGACAUCAUUUGUGUUGUGAAAAAUAGCCAUUUCGGACAAAAAAGAAAUGUUGAUUUUCUCAUGUUCUUAUUUUUCUUUUCAGUCAGAUAUUGAGCGAAUGUUUAUAAAUUGUGCAUAAUAUCUCCACAUGUCAAAAAGUUGCAGAAAAUGUACCAAUUAUUGCGUAUGCCUGUGGUUUCAAUCCAGACCAGACAACUUACGAUUUGAAUCGAGAGUUGAUGGAGCAUAUUUAUCGUUUGUAUGUACAUUCCGUUUCCAGCGUACAUGACAUACAAGCGCAGCUGUGUUACAAUACUGUGUUAUGUUUAUGUUCUAUUCUCCAGUACAACUGUGCAAGCUUGGUUGAGAGGAAAACAGAUGGAGCAUGUAGCUGUCUUUCAAGGCACAUUACUAAAAGCAAGCUUGAAGUUUUAAACAAAUGCUAUUGUGCCUUGAUACUCGAGUAUGCGAGGAUUGUAUAUAUUCUUUCGGCUGUGAUAAAGAUGGUAGAGUGAUCUAUUGAAUGUGGUUAUGGUAACACAAUUGCAGUACUUUGUGCUGUUAAGCGUAAUCACGCCCAGUGUCCAAUGUUUCUUUUACAAUGUGAGAGAUGUUUGAUGGCCUUUGCAAACAAUUUGUUUUUCUAUUAUGACCACACAGUAAUGCCUGCGUAUAUUCAAAAUAGGAUUGAUGCAGCUAGUUUGGUUUACAGUCGUAAUGAAUUUUUUUCCCUACACCUUUUGACGUUGCUGUACGAGUGAUUGGACCUGGUGCUGAAACCAUGUAAAAUUCACUUGUUUGUGUGACAACAGCUCCAAGUUCCUGCUUUUUGGGCUUGCAUAUACACAGUGAAGAGUCAGCAGGUGCAACUAGUCAGCCACACAUAUGUCACAACCUGCGGGAAUCAGUACCUGCAUUCCAUAGGUAGGAAGGAACUAGUGUACAAUAGUCAUGGUAGCGGUUGCCUCAACAGCUUUCGUGCAACUGUGCUUUUCCCAUUUAAUUAGCAUUACAUACAUGGUACAUGCAAGAUUAACUGCUUUGUGUAUAUGAAAUUUAAAAUGAUAUUGACACUGCCAUUCAAUGCAGCUAGUUUUAAUAGUGGAACCGACAACAUUGGUACCUCUAACUUUAAAUGUGAUUUAAUUUCCUGUCACAUUCACAGUUACAUUGACUGAACAGAUUUAAAAAUAUGCAGUAAUGGCACAGUUUCUGGAUUUUCUUCUAGUUCCACCAUUGCCUGUCCUCAUAGCUAUCUAUGCAGGACAGAGUCUACAUCAGAACUUAGAUAAAGGUUAAGUUGCUUCGCAUGUGCUUAUGGCAGGGCUUGUUAAGGACAGUCCUGCGUUCUGCGCAGCUUUUGAGAGCAGCCUUUGUAAUAACCAAGUUGAAAAGCGAAUCUCAUCGGCACAGUUGCUAUGCUUAAGCUUUGUUGGCAUCUGCAGCUUAUUAUCUUAUCUGCAGUGCUGCUUUCUUAGUCAGUUAUGUUAGUUUCUGCUCUUGCACUGCUCCAAGCAUGGAUUUGUUUUUGAUACUGAACAUGGUAUGCACCUUUUACAAUUUAUGGGCAGUGUUUUACCAGUGAAUAAACAGCUGUUUUUUUU
Messenger RNA from Rhipicephalus sanguineus (brown dog tick), 3576 nucleotides. RefSeq names its product zinc transporter ZIP1. Lineage: Eukaryota; Metazoa; Arthropoda; Arachnida; Ixodida; Ixodidae. The record is from RefSeq and is a predicted model, not a curated record. The coding region runs from base 480 to 1469 and encodes 329 amino acids. Gene Ontology annotation, molecular function: zinc ion transmembrane transporter activity. The transcript has 4 exons. Gene Ontology annotation, biological process: zinc ion transmembrane transport. Gene Ontology annotation, cellular component: plasma membrane.